AGAAACCUAUGAAGAGAUUGGAAUACUACCAACAGAUGUGGACAUACUAGGGCAAGAUGUGACACUUCCGAACAAAGAUCUCACGAUGCAUGUAUUUUCAUUCAUUGGAUUUAUCAAAUAUCCCAUUGAUGUUAACGAGAUUAAGUAUAACGAGAGUGAAGUAUCGAGUGUAUUCACGGUGGCUCUGAAAGACCUAUUGGAUCCUGAGAAGAAGAUCUUUAAGCAAUUUAGAGAUUCAAAUAUCAAAUAUCCGGUUUUUAAAACUCCAGCGCUGGUAGGACUUGAUAUAUGGGGCCUCACAGCUUUUAUUUUGGACACUCUACGUCGAUAUCGUAUAGGCGUGUUAAGAAGAUUAACUGACCCGUCGUUAAUAAAGGGAAGGAAAUAUCAAUAA
Acaulospora morrowiae is the source of this 394-nucleotide messenger RNA. The record is from the annotation of a GenBank genome assembly. NCBI's taxonomy places the organism in Eukaryota, Fungi, Glomeromycota, Glomeromycetes, Diversisporales, Acaulosporaceae.